Molecule: messenger RNA, 686 nt
Organism: Magnolia sinica
Lineage: Eukaryota; Viridiplantae; Streptophyta; Magnoliopsida; Magnoliales; Magnoliaceae
Product: 2S seed storage albumin protein-like
Exons: 1
Coding region: 53-508 (151 amino acids)
Molecular function (GO): nutrient reservoir activity
Source: RefSeq, a predicted model, not a curated record
AUCCAUCCCUCCCAUACACAACACUCCUACACUCAAAACACAACCCAAGACCAUGGCAUCACCCAUCACCAAGUUCGUAGCCCUAGCCACCCUCCUAGUGCUGGUGUCCAUGGCUCACGCCGCCAUCUACAGGACCACCAUCACGGAGACCGUAAUCAAUGAGGAGAGCCAGUCGCAGCAGCAGCGCUGCCAACAAGAGGUUCAAAGAAAGCCACUGGACUCAUGCCGCACGUACUUGCAGUAUGGGCAGGGUGGUAGGCUGCUCAUGGUCGGUACUGCCAGAAACCAAGGGCAGGUGCCGCAGGAGUGCUGCCAGCAGAUGAGGAAUGUGAGGGAGGAGUGCAGGUGCGAGGCUCUGAGGCAAAUGGUUAGAGAACAACAACAACAGCCUGGGCAGGGUGAAUUCCAGGGAGAAGAGCAAGAGGAGAUCCAACAAAGGGCUGAGAAUAUCCCGGACCAGUGUAAGCUGAGGCCACAGAGCUGCCAGAUCGGUGGUCGACGCAACUAAAGGGCGUAGCUAUAGCUGCGCAUGGUAGUAAAAUGCACCCUUCUUCACCCUUUGGUUAUGGGCCUUGGUCGCAGGCACAUGAUCAUGUGUGCUUACGUCUGUAGCUUUGAAGGGUUAAACUUAGUAAGUGUUUAAUAAAUGGAGGGUGCAUCUUUUAAUAAUAAUUACUCUCUCUCUC